Molecule: messenger RNA, 1496 nt
Organism: Hibiscus syriacus
Lineage: Eukaryota; Viridiplantae; Streptophyta; Magnoliopsida; Malvales; Malvaceae
Product: ribonucleoside-diphosphate reductase large subunit-like
Exons: 11
Coding region: 1-1263 (420 amino acids)
Biological process (GO): deoxyribonucleotide biosynthetic process
Cellular component (GO): ribonucleoside-diphosphate reductase complex
Molecular function (GO): ribonucleoside-diphosphate reductase activity, thioredoxin disulfide as acceptor; ATP binding
Source: RefSeq, a predicted model, not a curated record
AUGGACAAUGGUCAUUAUUUUGUCCUAAUGAAGCUCCAGGACUGGCAGAUUGCUGGGGUGAAGAAUUUGAGAAGCUUUAUAUUCAUUAUGAAAGAGAGGGCAAGUCAAAGAAGGGUUGUCCAAGCACAAAAAUUGUGGUUUGAGAUCCUGAAAUCCCAGAUAGAAACUGGGACCCCUUGCAUGUUAUUUAAGGAUACUUGCAAUAGAAAAAGCAACCAGCAAAAUCUUGGCACCAUUAAGUCUUCAAAUUUGUGUACUGAGAUAAUUGAGUACACAAGUCCAACAGAAACUGCUGUUUGCAAUCUGGCAUCUAUUGCACUACCAAGAUAUGUGAGGGAAAAGGUGGUUCCACUGGAGUCUCAUCCAUCAAGGCUUGUUGGUAGUAGAGGUUCCCAUAAUAGAUAUUUUGACUUUGACAAGCUGGCAGAGGUUACUGAGAUUGUUACAAGAAAUCUUAACAAAAUAAUUGAUGUAAAUUACUACCCAGUUGAAACUGCCAAAAGAUCAAACUUACGUCAUAGGCCUAUUGGUAUUGGAGUUCAGGGGCUUGCAGAUACUUUCAUCUUACUAGGCAUGACCUUUGAUUCACCUGAGGCUCAGCAACUGAACAAGGACAUAUUUGAGACCAUAUAUUAUCAUGCUCUAAAAGCUUCUUCUACUAUAGCUGAGAAAGAGGGAACCUAUGAGACAUAUAAUGGGAGUCCUGUGAGUAAGGGUAUUCUUCAGCCAGAUAUGUGGGGUGUUACUCCUUCAAAUCGGUGGGACUGGAAUGCUCUUAGGGACAGCAUAGCUAAGAAUGGAGUGAGAAAUUCACUUUUGGUAGCACCUAUGUCAACUGCUUCAACUAGCCAGAUCCUUGGAAACAAUGAAUGCUUUGAACCAUAUACUUCCAAUAUCUACAGCCGUAGAGUUCUGAGUGGGGAGUUUGUGGUGGUGAAUAAGCAUCUUCUUAAUGACUUAACCGAGAUGGGUCUUUGGACGCCUGUCAUUAAGAACAAGAUCAUACAUGCCGACGGUUCAGUUCAAAAUAUUCCAGAAAUACCUCAUGAACUGAAAGCAAUAUACAGGACUGUUUGGGAAAUCAAGCAAAAAACCUUGGUUGACAUGGCCGUCGAUCGGGGAUGCUACAUAGAUCAGAGCCAAAGUUUAAAUAUACAUAUGGACCAACCAAAGUUUAAAUAUGCCUGGUCCAAGGGUCUCAAGACAGGAAUGUAUUAUUUAAGAUCCCGUGCUGCAGCUGAUGCAAUUAAAUUCACCUGUUGAUACAUCAAUGCUUACGGAAAAGCCAAAAGUAGAAGAUGAUGAAACAAAAAUGGCACAAAUGGUAUGUUCCCUUACUAACCGAGAAGAGUGCAUGGCUUGUGGGAGUUAGGAGUGUAGUGGUUCCUUUUUGAAGCUUGCAAUAAAGGGAAUUUGGUGCUCAGGAUUUGGAUUUUUAUAAUCGUAGCAAUAUCUAAGUCACGUGAUUUCGUUGUGUAGCUUUAAUUUUGAUGUGU